Piliocolobus tephrosceles (Ugandan red Colobus) is the source of this 1584-nucleotide messenger RNA. It is a transcript of the gene TEX13D, whose product is annotated as TEX13 family member D. The coding region runs from base 1 to 1584 and encodes 527 amino acids. Gene Ontology annotation, molecular function: mRNA binding. The transcript has a single exon. NCBI's taxonomy places the organism in Eukaryota, Metazoa, Chordata, Mammalia, Primates, Cercopithecidae. The record is from RefSeq and is a predicted model, not a curated record.
AUGGCGAUGAAUUUUGGGGACCGUGCCAGCGGGUUCCGCCACAAUGAUGUGAUCAGGUUCAUUAACAAUGAAGUCCUCACGGACCGCAGCGGCCCAGCCUUUUACGUGGCCUUCCGCUCGCGGCCAUGGAACGAGGUAGAGGAUGGGCUUCGGGCCAUUGUCGCUGACUCGCAGGUGCCGCGCGCUAUCAAGAGGGCCUGCACCUGGAGCGCGUUGGCUUUGAGUGUGCGAGUGGCCGCGAGGCAGCGGGAGCAGAUGCUGUAUCACGUUCGGCGGCUGCAAAGGGAUGUGGAGGAGCGCCAGGUGACCUCCUGGGCUCUAACGUCCCAGUUGCAGCAGCUGCGCCUGGAACAUGAGGUGGCGGCAACACAGCUGCACCUUGCGCAGGCUGCCCUGCAGCAGGCGCUGAAUGAGCGUGAUCGGCUGUACAGGAGGCUGCUCCAGGUCGAGAGGUUUCCCCAGGCUGCUCCAUUGGCCCAUGAAAUAAUGUCUGGGCCUCAAGCAGAGCAGAAUGGGGCUGCGGCAUGUCCCCUGGCUACAGAGCAGCAGAGAGAUAUGGUGGCCAUGGGGACACAGGCUGAUGCCCAGAUGCCAACCCCAACAGAUGCUCUUUAUGUGCCAGGACCUCUGAGUCUCUGGGCCUGGGGCAUGCAACCUCCUCUGCCAGUGCCACAUCCAUCCCCACUCCCACCACGAUUUCCAACGGAAUUCCCAUUUUUGCCACCUCUACCACCUGCUGUAGUCAUGGGGGCAGCAGCAGCAGCAGUCCCACUUCAGAUGCCUCCUACUGAGAUCCACCCACCUUGCCCGUGGCCUGCAGUAGGCUUCCAGGAGGAGAUGACCCCUCAGUGGUACCAGAGAAGCUACAUCCAGGAGGAAGGUUCCAAAAUCCUUCAGGGGUCAUUCCCCUUAGAAGACAGCAGAAGCCACAGUCAGGGAGAAGGUUCAGAGAGGUCCGAAAGAAUGCCCCUCCCUGGGGACAGUGGGUGCCACAACCCGCUGUCAGAGAGUCCCCAGGGGACAACCCCACUGGGGAGCAGCGAAUGCCACUCCCAGGAAGAAGGUACAGAAAGACCCCAGGGGAUGGUUCCCCUGGGGAACAUAGAAAGACAAAAUCAGAAAGAAGGUCCAAAGAGGGCCUGGAGGAUGCGCACCCUGGUGUUUCGCAGGAGCCGCAAACCAGAAGGUUCAGAGAGGCCUCAGGGGACUGUCCCCCAGGAAGACAGAAGUUACAGCCAGGAAGGAAGCCCAGAGAGGGCCCAGGGGAUGGCCACCCCAGUGCUUAGCAGGAGCUGCAAACCAGAAGAAGGUCCAGAGAGACCCCAGGGCACUCCCCUGGGGGACAGCAGGAGCCAUGGUGUCAGAGAAAACCCAAAGAAAUGGCAACGUCGGAGGCAGAAGGCCAAGAAACCAAAAGUGAAUAAAGUCUCAGGAUCCCAGCAACAGGAGAAGCCUGCCUCAUUUCCAAUUCCAGUGAAUUGGAAAUGCCCAUGGUGUAAAGCCAUUAAUUUUUCAUGGCGUACAGCCUGCUAUAAAUGCAAGAAAGCCUGUGUGCCAUUUGAGAGUGGAGGACAAACUCACUGA